Molecule: messenger RNA, 1014 nt
Organism: Striga asiatica
Lineage: Eukaryota; Viridiplantae; Streptophyta; Magnoliopsida; Lamiales; Orobanchaceae
Source: the annotation of a GenBank genome assembly
GUGCAGUGUGCACAUUUGACAUUUCCUAAAGAUUUAGCCAUAUCAGUGAAAUGCGACGAAACACGUGCCAUUUGUAGAAAUCUGCUCCUUCGAUUGCAUUGGGGAAGAAAAGAUAGAGAUGAGCACGAGCGGCAGAGACGAAGAAGAGAAGGGCCUGCUAUGGAAGCUACCGGCAGUUAAGUCUAGGCAGUUGGGAAAGAUGGGGCCUGCUUUUGGUGUGGGCGCGGGCUGCGGCUUCGGUUUCGCCGUAGGACUCAUUGGAGGUACUGGCUUUGGUCCUGGAGUGCCGGGUUUGCAGUUCGGCUUUGGAUUUGGAGUUGGUUGUGGGGUUGGUUUGGGUUUUGGGUACGGUGUGGGGAGAGGGAUUGCAUAUGAUGGCAGUUACAAAUAUUCUAACGUUGGCAAAUUCUUAAACAAGCGUGGGGAUGUUCCGCUGCAGAAUGAAAUUGGUGAUCUUGUUGAUGAGCUUGUUGUGAAUACGAAAAAGCUAAUACAAGCAACUUCACGGGAGGUGGACAAGUGGAGGAGGUAUUGAGGGCAGCAAGUGGUGGCUAUGGGAUUGAUUGACAAUCGGUUGUGAACUUUACGUUGCUUGGUUCGUGUGGUUGUGGUCACUGCACAUGAUGUAUAUGUAGAGCGGAGCUGCAUAAAAUUGCACAUGAUGUAUGGCAACUUUACCAUGGUUGCUUGUUUAUUUCUACUAGUACGUAGACCGUGCGAUGCACGGGAUAGAAGUAUUAAAUGGGUCAUUUUCACAUAGCUUGUUCGUCAAGUAGCUCGUGCGAUUCACGUGAAAUAUUAAAUGAGUGGACCAUAAGGGUUGUCCGUUCAAGCCUAAAAAAUAAUAGAGUUUGAUCAUCUAUCUUUUUACAUCUUUUCAUCAACGUCAUUUUUUUGUCGAAACAUUAAACUCGAGUCUGGUAGCGCUAGCCCGUAAAUUAAUUAAUAUAUUAUCUCGCUCACAUGUUUAUAAUUAUAAUAAUAUAAAUUUGAUUUCAUUAUAUAUAUUUAUUC